This is a messenger RNA of Owenia fusiformis, 2736 nucleotides long. NCBI's taxonomy places the organism in Eukaryota, Metazoa, Annelida, Polychaeta, Sabellida, Oweniidae. The record is from the annotation of a GenBank genome assembly.
GUGCAUGCUAUUUGGCUGGAGUUGACAGCUAGACCGUGACAAGUGACAAUGUUAUAUUUACAUGUACAUGUAGUUAAAGAUAGAUGUGAUUUUCAAUACAUGCAGAAGGUGAUUUUUCUACCCUAUAUAGUGAGAAUGAAGAAUCUCUGUACAUAAAAUGCAAAUCAUGAAGUUUAAGGCUCAUUGACAAGACAGAUCUGUUUCUGUUGACAUUAUGGAUAAGAAACUACAGAAUAUAAUUACCAGAUCCAAAUAUGUGGAAAAUGGACCAAAUAGCAGUGAAACAUUGGACGAACAAAACAAUGGCAAUGAGACGACAGAGAAACGUCGAUCGCGUGGUGAUUUCCGCAGACGUACAGAUUCCGAUCUUCAUGAAAUGUACCCGAAUCAGUUCUAUGCGCUAAAUGCAGCUACUAUCACCGACGUACAUGAUAUACCAGUUAAUUUGGUUGCUAAUGAUUUUGGAACUCUGGCAAAUGACAUACUCCAGGAUUUGAAGAAGGAUUCAACCCUCCAUGCAAUUGCAGCAAAGACACAGAAGCAUUUCAUUGGUAAACAAGAGGCUGAGAUUGAGGUUGUGAUUGAUAUGAUUGUUGCUAAAAGAGGAGGACUGGAUGAGGCUCUGCUGUAUGUCGUAUCUGAGAUGAUUGUACAACCAAAGGUAGAGGCCUUCGUAAAUGUGCUGCUACAUAGGAACGCAAACACAUCAGCCACUGAUAGGAAUGGAAAGACAGUGCUCCACUAUGCUGCCCAGAAGAAAUUUGAGGGUGUGUGUCAAAAGCUGUUGGACAGGAAUGCUCUUCCUCACAUGAGAGACAACGAAGGCAAGACACCAUAUCAUAUUGCAAUAGAGAAUAAAUAUGAUGAGAUAGGUGCCCUUAUGCUGGCCUAUAUGCCAAACAACAUUGCUAGAGACUUACAUACUGCACAGGGGAAUACACCUGCAGAGUUUGUCCUUGCGAAUUUAGUUGACCUUGGAAUGAAAGCGACUGUUCAGGCACUACUGAACUGUCUCAUUGACCGUUUUGGCCCAGUGGACAGACAUAAGAUCUAUUUUAAAAUGCUGGAUGCCGAUUCUCAAGGCUUUCCUCCAAAUCACUCAAAGUUCAAUACAAGGGGGAAAUCUGGACUUCAUAAGCUAGCGUAUGUUGGAGAUAAGGACUAUAUAUACCAUGAUGCAGUCAGGUUGUUGAUACGACGUAAAUGGAAACAUUUUGCAAAGUUCAGGUUCACUUGUAGCGCCAUCAUGUUCCUUGUGUCACUCUUCAUUCUGACAUUUGCUGUUGCAGUAGCAUGUCAGGCCCCUGACCCAAUGGUUUAUGACACACCAUUACAGAUUGCCAGAGCUGUUUGCGAAGUCUGGAGUGUAGUUUUUGUCCUCUUUCAUCUCUUUCUGGAAAUCCGACAGCUCGUGAAAAUGAGACGAGACUAUUGGAAGGACAUGUUCAAUUAUUUUGAUUUGUUGAGCAUAUCACUUUUGCUUACAGUGAUUCCCCUGAGGAUUUUAGAUGUCAACGAACAGUGGUACAUUUAUUCUCUUGGAUAUGUCAUCUGGACAGUGAGGAUCUUCAAAUAUGCGGCUGUGUUCAGGCAAUCUGGUGCUUUCGCCCAAAUUCUUUGGGUCAUAAUCACUCAAGACAUUGUUCAAUUCAUGAUCCUUUUUGGUAUCAUCCUGUUGGCAUUCAGUGGUAGCUUCCAAUUGGGUCUGCGUGGUGAAGGCAACAUGACUCAGCUAAAUAACACAAUAUCAAUAUUAGGUACCAUGUUUAUGGGGCUACGGACACUCGUUGAACAACAACCAGUUACCGAAUACACAGAUAUUGAGUAUAAAUGGUUCUCUAUUGCAUUAAUGGUUAUAUACCUCACUGUCUGCAUAAUCAUACUGCUGAAUCUCCUCAUUGCACGUCUCACAGACACUUACCAACAUAUACAGCAGGACUGUCAGCGUGGCUUGGAAAUCAAUCGGGCAUGGAUCAUAACCAGGGUCGAGCGCAACAGCAUCUUCCUCAACUUCAAUUACAGAACAAAGUACUACAGGGAAGUCAAAGUGGUGGAAAACUACAAGGACAAACUACUAAAGUGGGAAAAUCCUCCGAUUCACACAACCAACCGCUUAGUGACUGAGGUUAGAGAUAGAGUGAAUGAUAUUCAGGAUUUCAGCAUCAGGGGUCUUAAUGCUAGAAUGGAGCGUCAUGAGGAGGUGUUGUCAAAUAUUCAAGACCAGCUUGAGAAGAUCCUUCAACUCCAGGCAACCCAGGCAUCCAUCCUUGUAUCUGUCAGCUCAGGGAAUCACAAUAAUAAAGAUGAUGAUCACAAAGAUGCAAAUGAUCGCAGCAAUGUGAACGAUGACCAUCCAAACCAAAAUGAGGUAACAGAUGGUAAUUAUGAGAAACAUGACUCACCAGAGACAAACAAGAAGAAGAAUGUUAACACCCAACACGAUGAUGUCUUUCAUAAUAGUAAACCAUCUUAUGGUUUUGCUGAAUGUUCAGGCGAAUCCCUUGAUGAAAAUCGUGUUGCUGAUCCUCCUGACGAGGUUGGAGAAGUAACUAGAAGAUACAAUAAAGUAGCACGAAGUUCCAGUGCUCCAGCUGCAAAGAAACCAAAGGUUCAUUUUAACCCAAAUAGACAGACUGUCACGGACCAAGCGAAAUCUAGCUCGGGGGGCUCUGCUGAUCAAGUUAUGUACAUAUAAGAUUAUACUAUGUGCAUAAAGGAUCACGUUAUGUACAUUUA